Ectocarpus sp. CCAP 1310/34 is the source of this 2761-nucleotide messenger RNA. The record is from the annotation of a GenBank genome assembly. NCBI's taxonomy places the organism in Eukaryota, Phaeophyceae, Ectocarpales, Ectocarpaceae.
GAGACACAACGGCAAGAACGGUGCGCUUCCACAGACGGCCAGACUAGUCGAAGAGCACGGUGUUUUCUAGGGCGCCUUCUAGGCCACGCCUAGAAACCUCUGAAGCCCCAGCCCCUACAAGGCACAAAUAUCCAUCUGCCCAGAUACAACAUAUCUGCCACAGAUGGUGCAAUCUGGGGGGUUAGGCCAUUCCCACGCCGCCGCCGCCAUCCUUGCAUUGCCGACGGAGUUGCACAAGGCCGCCCACCGCAACGAUGCCGGGACCAUCACCAUGUUGCUCCGAGGCGGCGGCAUGGACCCCAACUCCCGUGUCGAGUGCCCGAACUGCGACGAAGGGGCAACCGCUCUUCAUCUUGCCGCGCAACAGGGACAUCUGGAGGCGGUGCUGGCUCUCCUUGAUGGCGGUGCGCGGCCCGGUGGUCGAGACUCCAUCGACCCCGGUCGACCACGGAGCGAGAACAACCGGGCGGUUUCGGGUUCCUCCUCCUCCUCCUCCUCCUCCUCCUCCUCCUCCUCCGAAGAGUGGGACAUGUCCGACUCCGACGACGUCUCCGAACAAGAGCACGAUGACCUAACACCGCUGCACCUGGCAUGCGUCGGCGGGCACACGGCGGUCGUCCAAGCCCUACUGUCCGCCGGGGAGCGAACCGACCGACUCGCUUCGGGUCGGAAAGUGAGCGACCACGCCGCCGUCCACGACAACAACGCUGCCCCCGACCACUCCGGCGGGACCGGGGGAGGAGUUGUGCCUCACUUCUUGGGCGGCGUCGAGGGAGGGCACACCCCGCUGCACCUGGCUUCGGCGUGCGGGGCGACGGGCGCGGUGCGCGCCCUCAUCGGAGCCGGGGCGUGCGUCCAUCGGCGAGCGAGAGACUGCGACGACACCCCGCUCCAUCUCGCGAGCGCGGCGGGACACGUCGAAACGAUGGCGGCGCUCCUCGCGGCCGGGGCGGACAUCAACGCCGGGGACGAGAUCGGGAACACCCCCCUGCACGUGGCCCGCGACGCCGAGACGCUCGAGUUCCUCCUCUCCCGCGGGGCGAACCCGAACCUCGUGGCCAUGUCCAGGUACGGAGGUGGCACCCCGCUCGGGAGCUACUGCACCCUGAUCCACCGCCUCGAGACCGACGACCGUAGCAUGCGGAACGCGACGGCCAAGGUCGAAGCGCUGCUGCGCUACGGCGCGAGCGUGCACAUCCGACCCACGACCGCCGGCGACCUAUCCUUUCUCCCCCACGCGUCCCCUGCCACCGUUGCUGCUGCGUCCCCCAUCCUGUCGUGCGCUGCCAAGAACGGCGUGCCGGGGAUAGUUUCCGCCCUUCUCGGCGCCGGGCUAGACCCCAACGAGCGCGACAGAGGUGGCUGGGCCCCGAUCCACGACGCGGUCCAGGGUGACCACGUCGACGUGCUCCGCCUGCUGCUGCGGGCUGGGGCCGAACGGGACGCCCCCACUCGCAGCGGGGGGUGGACUCCUCUCCACCUUGCGUGCCGGUACACCAGCGUGGAGUGUGUCGUGGAGCUGCUUCGAUGGAACGCCUCGCUUGGACCGGCGGAAAGGCCGUCGUCGUUGACCGCGCGUGCGGAGGGCAGCGCUGUUCAUCGUCCCGGCAACAACGACACCAAACCGAUGUUCGGCGUCACACCAGAAGAUUAUCCUCCAAAAGAGGAGGAGGAUGAGGAGGAGAACGGCUACGAGGAAACUAGAGACAGGAACACGGGCGUAAGCCAGCGCAACGCCAUUCGUCGCGCCCUGAGGUGCGAGGCGGCCUGGCGCAGGAGAAGGGGCGCCAUUCUGGUCAAGGUCUACCUUGAGAGGCAGCGCCAGCUCGAGGGAGUAGCGGCAACUGCUGCGCCGACGCCGUGUGCAGCGGUCCCCAACGACGGCGGCGGCGGCUACGGUUUCAGCCCUGCCGCUCGCGUUAAGCGCAAGGGCAGCGUGCGGGACGACGCGAGGGUCUCCGUUUCUUCUGUACAACCACCCGGACCCGCCGCGGAGACGGCCGGGGGUGGAGUAGACGACGAGCGGUUGCUGCAGGGGGCUUUGGAAGGGUUGGUGGGCCUGGCUGAGCGCGAAGAGGCGCUUUUUCGUGAGAUUGUCAUGUGCUUGUAAGGGGUAGGCCAACCGCUGCUGUACGGCGGACCUUGAUUCCGUUGUUUUCGGAUCCAUUUCGCUGAUUCUCGAACCUUCCCUCGUCGGAUGUAUUUUGUCGUGGACGGAAAGAGGCACCGGCCGGGGCCUCUGCGUUUGUCCUUUGGAAGAGUCUGGUUGUCUGGCAAGUGUGUUCUGGGUUGUUCGGUGCUUUUGAGUCCUCGUGAAAUGAGCCGCCACGAUGACGCCGGUAGUUGUGACCGGUGCAAAAGUUGCCCUGAUGUUGUGCAUGAACAAUGGUGGCGGUGUAGGGGUAAAAUGUGUCAUGUAUUUGUACGCCUACCUUGGAGAGGAUUUGAAAGGGUGUCGUGUAUUGUAUGCAUUCUUUGGGGAGGAUUUGUGAAAACAGGAAAUCGUGGAAAAUUAUCGUAGUUCGCUUGCGUACCUUGUAAGUCGUUGAUGGGACGAGUGUCGAGUCAUGGCGCUGCGCGUCUUGUCGGGCGGAAAAAUAGAAAUGUCGAACCACUGUAAAUUCCCUUGUAAAUGUGUGGCAUCAGCGCAAGUACCUUGUCGAAUAUCAAUUGGGAGGGAAAGUUGUGAAGUCAACGGGUCGCAAACGUAUGCAUAGAACCCUUUGAUCUUCUACAACAUGUACAAAACGCUUGUAAUCUU